Molecule: messenger RNA, 531 nt
Organism: Scomber japonicus (chub mackerel)
Lineage: Eukaryota; Metazoa; Chordata; Actinopteri; Scombriformes; Scombridae
Product: Fc receptor-like protein 5
Exons: 4
Coding region: 1-531 (176 amino acids)
Biological process (GO): cell surface receptor signaling pathway
Molecular function (GO): transmembrane signaling receptor activity
Source: RefSeq, a predicted model, not a curated record
AUGGUGACACCUUCUGCCUCUCUGACUGUGAGUCCCAGCAGAUCUCAGAUGUUUGAAGAAGAGUCUGUCUCUCUGAGCUGUGAGGAGGACGACAGCUCUGCUGGAUGGAAGCUGAGGAGGAACACAACCAGAGAAACCAGGAAGGAGUGUGGAGACUGGGGAAGAUCAGCUGGUUCCUUCUGUAUCAUCAACAGCAUCGACCCAAUGGACAAUGGAGUUUACUGGUGUGAGUCCAGAGAGGGAGCAACCAGUAACAGCAUCAACAUCACUGUCACUGAUGGACCAGUGAUCCUGCAGAGUCCUGUCCUCCCUGUGAUGGAGGGAGAUGAUGUCACUCUGCACUGUAAAACAAAGACCUCCAACCUCCCAGCUGAUUUCUAUAAAGAUGGCUCCCUCAUCAGGACUGAGCCUGCAGGUCACAUGACCAUCCACCAUGUUUCCAAGUCUGAUGAAGGCCUCUACAAGUGUCACAUCAGCAGUCAUGGAGAGUCUCCAUCCAGCUGGAUCUCUGUCACAGUUAACAGAAGCUAG